GUCAUUUUUUCCAAAAAAUGUACUGUGUAGAAACGGAAGCCCCCAAAAUUACAAAAUGGCGUUUUUUCUUCCAUUUCGUCGCACAAUGAUUUUUUUCCCCGUUUUGCCGUAGAUUUUUGGGUAAAAAAUGGAUGUCAUUAAAGUAGAAUUGGUGGCGCAAAAAAUAAGCCAUCAUAUGGAUUUUUAGGCGCAAAAUUGUAAGGGUUAUGAUUUUUAAAAGGUGAGGAGGAAAAAAAAACUGUGCAAAAACUGAAAAACGCUUGGUCCUGAAGGGGUUAGUAACUAAGUUUCUUCCAUUGUGCAGCUGAUUUAUACGUUUGGGGAGGGGCAUCCAGUGAAGUGGCAGGGGCUCCUGACCAAUCAGAUGUGUCACAGGACACAUGGAGUGACAGUUCGCAGACUUGGAGAGUUCUGCAGUGGAUUAUGUCCCGUUAUAGAACUGUCCAUAGGUCGGUAGUGUCCCGUCCGGUUACUGUACGUUCUAUACACGCUCAUCCUCUCUCUCAGUCUCCCCCAGCCUGUGGGCUCUCCCUUCAUGAUGGGAGUCGUAGUUUAGCAGCAGCCGUCGCCGUACACCCACAGGCUGGACACACUGGAUAGCACUCAGUAUCCAUCAAACUAACUUUGUCCGGGCGGCACCACACCCUGUGAGCGGCCCCAGCACACCCGUCCGCCCUCCGCCUUGGUAGUGAGUAAUUAGCGCGGCCUGCAGUCUUCUGCUCUGCCAUAGGCUCCCCAGCUCCAGGCCGGGCUCCCGCCCCCAUGUGUCCCUCCUCUCCGUACACACAAGGCAUUUCCCACUAACUUCUCGGCGCUGGGAGGUGAGUGGACCGGGAGCGUUCUCUAACUUGCUCCAACUACAAUUCCCAGCACUGUUUGGCCGCUGGGGGAUGCUGGGAAUUGUAGUCCUGGAGCGUCUCUUCGCGGGGGGGGGGGGGGGGUAUGUUUACUUAUCUGAGACCCUGAGGAGUCCGGGUCUGUGACGUCACCGUGUUAUUAGCGGCCGCUCACUCCGGACGGUGAGAAGACAGUGCGAGGACACGUUGACCAGAGGUUCAUUCAUCCUCAUAUGACUCCACACAUGGGUAGUCAUGUAAUGGGCUCUCAUUUCUAUACAGGAUCCUCCAUUCUAUAGAGCUCCAUCGUAGACAGGAUGAGAAAGCUACGAAAAGGACUUUUGCUGGUUUUCUACAAUUAUAACUGGAUUGUGUAAAAUACACAAAAACACAGCUGUCAUUGGAAAAUGAAGGAAGUAAUCUACUGGUCGCCCAAGGAGGUUUCUGACUGGUUAACUAAGAGAGGUCUACAAGAAUACUCUGAGACUUUCCAAACCCUUAAUGGCCGAGGAUUGCUCAAGUUAAAAGAAGAUGAUUUUAAAAAGCCGCCCUUGUCCCGUGUAACAUCUGAUAAUGGACGCCAACUGCUGCAGAUGAUAGAGACACUGAAAAUUGAGAACCACAUAGAGGAACAUAAGAACGGACAUGCCAAUGGACAUAUUUGCAUCAAAGAUGAUAUCAAUUCCAAUGAUCAUAGUUUCACCAGUAAAGCCAAGAAGAAUGGGAUGCCAAAUGGAGUCAGAAAAGAGAUGAUAAAGAUCCCCAUGCCGGAGGUGGACCGUAGCCAGGCUUUUCCGAAUGAAUGGAAUAAAACCUUAAUAGCCUUCCUCUAUGCACUUUGCUGUUUUAUCCUUACCACAGUGAUGAUCUCUGUUGUCCAUGAACGUGUGCCUCCUAAAACAGAGGUAGGGCCUCUCCCGGAUGUAUUUUUUGAUCAUUUUGACCGGGUUGCGUGGGCCUUCUCCAUAUGUGAAAUUAAUGGAAUGAUCCUUGUGGCACUAUGGAUUCUUCAGUGGUUAUUUUUAAAGUACAAAUCCAUCAUUAGCCGUCGAUUUUUUUGUAUAGUUGGAACGCUGUACUUAUACCGAUGUAUAACUAUGUAUAUUACUACACUGCCAGUUCCUGGAAUGCAUUUUAAUUGUUCUCCAAAGCUUUUUGGCGACUGGGAGGCCCAGUUCAGGAGGAUCUUAAAGAUGAUUGCAGGAGGUGGACUAUCUAUCACAGGAGCUCACACCAUGUGUGGGGACUAUCUGUACAGUGGCCACACAGUCAUGUUAACACUGACAUAUAUGUUCAUAAAAGAGUAUUCUUCUCGGCGUCUCUGGUGGUAUCACUGGAUUUGCUGGUUCCUCAGCGUUGUUGGGGUCUUUUGCAUUCUUUUAGCACAUGACCACUACACUGUAGAUGUUGUCGUCGCUUACUACAUUACAUCCAGGUGUUUCUGGUGGUAUCAUACUAUGGCUAACCAGCAAGUGCUGAAAGAAGAUUCCCCAUCAAACCUCCUCUCACGGGUCUGGUGGUACAGGCCUUUUCAGUACUUUGAAAGGAAUGUGAAUGGUGUUGUACCUCGGUCCUACCAAUGGCCUAUCCCUUGGUCAGUUUGGUCAUUGCUGCCUACUAGGCAGGUGGCAUACAGCAGACUGAUAAAUGAAGCCUAACAACUGCAAAAGGCAGUCUGUGUUCCAGAUGCCUUCAGAAGUGCUAAGUACUCUUGGACAAUGCCAUAAACGCAAACACCUUCCAUCCCUCUUUAUGUUAACCUACCUUGACCUGUUCAUUUACUUGGUCAGCACUGUGAUAUUUUACUCUCCAAAGGACCCAUGUUGGAAAGAAAUAAACAAGAAUUAAAUUUAUCAUGGACUGUACGCAAUCUUUUGCCCAUGUGGGAGCGUCAUUACCCAUAGCCAUGCUUGUUUGUAUAAGAAGAAACCACAUGAACCAUAAGAUUUUAUACCCUGCGUGUGUCUUUUUCCAGUCAUGUCUGGGAAUAAAGCAUUAUUUUCUUGGGAAAACAUAAUUUCAUACCACUUACCCUAAAUACUGGGCUCUAAGCCAUUUUCUAACCAGUGUCUCUAUGAAGGCUUUGAAGUAUCUGAGCAACCUAAUGCUGCAGUCCUGCAGGUUAUUGUUGUUGGGUUUUUCCUUUUUAUUAUUAUUAUUGUAUUUUUUAUUUUAUUUUUAACAUUUUAGUUACGAUAACAACAUGAAUCCGUUUAUAAUUUUGAAUCUUACAUUAUUCAAUGCAUUCAUCACUUUACCAUUCUUAAUUGUUUAUAGGGACAGCCUCAUAUAUUUAGUUCUUUUUUACUUUUUGACAUAUUUAUUACAUUUUUGUGGGACUGCAGGUUUGCGUUCUCCAGUCUUUCUACCUGCGGCAGCACUGCUCUAUGUUUAAAAUAAAAAUUAAAAAAAAUAAAAAAAAAAUGACAAUGAAUGGUUUAGUAAAUAUGGUUUUUGUAAAAAUCUUUAGUGACGAUGGCAGAAAGUACAAAAAAAUACUUAGUUGUAAAGUGAAUUUUCUAAGUAUUUCCUACCUUUAUUUUUCAAGAUGAUGUUGAUAAAGAUAACAUUUAAAGAUUUUUACAUAUCAGAGAAGAUGUACCUGGAAGAAAGAUUUGUAAAUGUUUCUAGUGCCUUCCUUGUCUUGAUUGUAUGGUCAGAAGGCAGUCUUAAAGAAUUUUAAUUUUAAAUGAAAGUAUUCCAUAUCACGUUUGAAAGAAAUUCUAUUGAUAGAUAUAUAUAUAUAUGAAGAUGUUAUGACAUAUUUUUGCAUUCACACAUAUAGAACACACUUUAUUGCAUAUUUUAUUGUUUAAUUUGAACUGAGCGAAAAAUUGGACAUUUCAAAUUCUAAAUAGUAAACUACAAUUUCUAUUCACAGUUAAAAAAAAAUUGUUUUGUAUUGUUUUUUUCUUUUCUUUUUUAGUCAAAAGCUGCUUUUUUUAACCAAAAAAUGUAUGUGAAAAGCAGCACCUAGUAAGAGUCCUCAAGUUUUUUGUGCAAAAUGUUUUGGUCUAUUACAAGCGGACCAAAAACUGAAUUUGGAUUUGGGUGGAGUUCAUUAAAGAGAACCUUUUGGUCAGUCCAUAAAAAUGUUGUUGUAUUGGCGUCCGAUGCUGUUUUUACUUUCUUGCUAUGUCUCCUGGCCCCCCAGAUAUAAAUGUGUUAAUAAUUGGCUGACUACUUUUUUCUGACUGGCAGAAACUUUAUUGCAAAAUGGGAUGUAAAUAAUCCACUAAGGGGGCGUAAUUAUGAGGCUAAGAUGGUAUUGCAGUUCAGCAACCCACCCAACACACACCCACCCCAAGCCUGCCAAUAAACUUUUUUAUUUUUUUUAUUUUUUAUGUAGUAACUAUCCUGCCCAUCUAUUAUGUGAAGAAGACAGUAAGCCACAUAGUGAAACACCUACAUCCCGGGAACCAGAAGGCAUAGCAAGAAAACAUAAUUGGAAUUAGAGUGCCCAAGGCUACAAAUGUUUUGUUUGUUUUUUUAGGGUUUUUUUUCUGCUUUUUUCCCCUUUUUUCACUACAGGUUCUCUUUUAAGUUUCAAAUAUAGUUCCCAGGAAAUCUAAGUAAAAACUUGCAUGCAUGUUUCUUAAAAACAAAUACUCCUUUAUUCCUGGUGAAAGUUAAUAGUGGCAGCCUUUGCAUCCCCAUGGAAAUGCUUUCUCUCCUUGUGCUUUGCCAACUCACUCUGUCUUUAAUCCUCAUCUUCCUAGCAAAAAAGACCAGAUGUGAUUGGAUUCAAUGAGGCCUACAAUAAUGCCAAGUGCUAUCAUGUGGAUACAGGGAGAGAAGCUGUCCUCAGCUGAUAAAUUCAGCCACUAAUAACUUUCCCCCACAUUUUAGAUAUGAAAACAUGUUGUCCAGGAUUAGAAGAGGUUACUUUCAGUCCACAAUCAGAAACGGCAUCGCUCUUUUCCAAUGGGCUGUAUUUGAUAUUGCACUUCAGCCCUGUUGACGGGUCAUGGCGCUGGUUUAAAAUAAAUAAAUAAAUGAAUAAACCUUUUCUAAUGUUUGACCAUCCCAUUAAAGAGAACCAGUAAAUUCUCCCUCACUAUAGUGUACUAUGAUAUACUCACUGUAGCAUUUCUGAGAAAUCAUAGUUUUAUAGAUAAGGCGGGAACCAAGUAUACAGUCCAGUGGGUGGCUCUCUGCUACCUCCACUUCCUAGCUUAUCUGUAAUACUGUUUCCUUUAAAGGAAAUCUGUCUGCAGUUUCACCCGCACUAAAGCUGUCACAUAGGCUUGUAGUGCGGGUGAUGCUGAUCAAAACAAUACUUUUGGCGUCCAGAUUCGCCCCGACCGUUCCGCCGGAAUUUUUUCUUUUUAUGCAAAUGAGUGCCUUGGGUCAUGGGCAGAGCUCCGAACCGAGCU
This is a messenger RNA of Hyla sarda, 5212 nucleotides long. RefSeq names its product sphingomyelin synthase 1 (gene SGMS1). Bases 1244 to 2494 code for a protein of 416 amino acids. Lineage: Eukaryota; Metazoa; Chordata; Amphibia; Anura; Hylidae. Gene Ontology annotation, cellular component: Golgi membrane; endoplasmic reticulum membrane. Gene Ontology annotation, biological process: ceramide biosynthetic process; sphingomyelin biosynthetic process. The transcript is spliced from 6 exons. The record is from RefSeq and is a predicted model, not a curated record. Gene Ontology annotation, molecular function: sphingomyelin synthase activity; ceramide cholinephosphotransferase activity; protein binding.